This is a messenger RNA of Topomyia yanbarensis, 684 nucleotides long. RefSeq names its product pro-resilin-like. The record is from RefSeq and is a predicted model, not a curated record. The transcript is spliced from 3 exons. Lineage: Eukaryota; Metazoa; Arthropoda; Insecta; Diptera; Culicidae. Gene Ontology annotation, cellular component: extracellular matrix. The coding region runs from base 158 to 445 and encodes 95 amino acids.
CAAAGGAUGGGUCGUUUCAUUCGGUCGGUUUCGGUUAGUGCUUUUGGUACUUCUAUCACACGGAUGCGGCGGAACGUAAUGUGGUCUUGAAGUUGCAGUAAGUGAAUUUUGUGAUUAAUUUUCAACUCAAUUCAACAAGAACUUGAACGCAGUCAGGAUGUUCAAACAGCUUUUCCUGGUGAUCUCGUUCCUGUACUUUGUGUACUCGGCACCGCAGGCGGAGAAAUACGAAGCGUACCAGUAUCAGUAUGAGGUGAAGGAUCCGGAGAAGAAAUUGUUCUUCGAUAAAAAUGAAGCUGGAGAUGCUGGAGGCAAGGUUUCCGGCAAGUACUCGGUCUGGCUCCCGGACGGACGCCUGAUGACGGUCACGUACACGGUGGACAAGGAAAGUGGUUACGUGUCCGACGUCGGUUUCCAAGAGAAUGCGAAUCCACUAUCGGGAUAGUAGCAGAAUUAUACCGAGCAUGGACUAGGAAAACGGAACGGUUUGCGCCAGGCAAAAUCCCGUACUGUUGCGUUGUAGAUUAACAGUUUGUAGUAGCACUGAGUGGUUCACGAGCAGCAAUUAACACAUUUCAACCGAUACCGCGGGAGAGUGACAUUAUCAACGGCUUCUUUGUACAUUAUUAGAUAGGUAAAUAGGCGAAGAAUUUUAUAGUUAAAGAUGAAACUAGCAGCAGACAA